Molecule: messenger RNA, 5239 nt
Organism: Gopherus flavomarginatus (Mexican gopher tortoise)
Lineage: Eukaryota; Metazoa; Chordata; Testudines; Testudinidae
Gene: HIP1
Product: huntingtin interacting protein 1
Exons: 31
Coding region: 557-3583 (1008 amino acids)
Biological process (GO): actin filament organization; endocytosis; clathrin coat assembly
Cellular component (GO): presynapse; extrinsic component of postsynaptic membrane; actin cortical patch
Molecular function (GO): phosphatidylinositol-3,5-bisphosphate binding; clathrin light chain binding; clathrin-cargo adaptor activity
Source: RefSeq, a predicted model, not a curated record
CACACAUACCGGCUCACGCCCUCUCUCUCUGACUAGCAGCUCCCUCCUGGCUUGGAGAGAGGAGCUCUUUUGUUAUUCAAAUCACACACUCCAGCCUGUGGCUGAGUGCAGCAGGCCGGCUCUAGCCACACGAUUCUUUUUCUCCUCCUUCUGAUAUCGGAUGAUCCACAGCGAGCGAGCAGCCGGAGAAUUCCUCUGUUCCUUGCCGAAGGGGCUGUGCCAUCCCUGGGCUGUUUGGAGCCCGUGGGAGUUGGUGCUUUGUUGCCCCUCACCUCGCCUUUGCUUCCAGCUCAAUUCUGCCUUGUUCGGGGCACUCCUCAGCCUGCAAGCUGGCCCUGCUUUCAGACCGUCCCCUCUGCAUGCUUCCUCUGCCCCAGCAUUUCCAUUCGGACGGCGCUUGUUGCUGAUUGGCAAGGUUGCCAGUAUGGGCUUUUCAGAACCGUAUUAACCGGACGAGCAUUCAGAGAACGGGGGUGGGGGAGGGGAGCUCUGUCAUCUUCUUGGAUAUUGUAAUCUUCAAGCUUCGGGAUUUCUGAGCCGGGAGCAGCCCUUGGCCAUGGAGGUGGGCAAGAUGACCGUCAGCAUCAAUAAGGCCAUUAACACACAGGAAGUGGCUGUCAAGGAGAAACACGCCAGAACAUGCAUCCUGGGAACCCACCACGAGAAAGGAGCUCAGACCUUCUGGUCUGUCGUCAACCGACUGCCCCUCUCCAGCAAUGCCGUGCUCUGUUGGAAGUUCUGCCACGUGUUCCACAAGCUCCUCCGCGAUGGACACCCAAAUGUCCUGAAAGACUCUGUGAGGUACAAGAACGAGCUGAACGACAUGAGCAGGAUGUGGAGUCAUCUGAGUGAGGGCUAUGGGCAGCUGUGCAGCAUCUACCUCAAACUGCUGAGAACCAAAAUGGAGUUCCAUACGAAAAACCCCCGGUUCCCAGGCAAUCUCCAGAUGUCUGACCGGCAGCUCGAUGAGGCAGGAGAAAACGACGUCAAUAACUUCUUCCAGCUGACGGUGGAGAUGUUUGACUAUUUGGAGUGUGAGCUGAACCUAUUCCAGACCGUAUUCAGCUCCUUGGACAUGUCUCGCUCCGUGUCAGUCACUGCUGCUGGCCAGUGCCGGUUGGCCCCGCUGAUACAGGUGAUCCUGGACUGCAGCCAUCUCUAUGACUACACUGUUAAACUCCUCUUCAAGCUGCACUCCUGCCUCCCCGCUGACACACUACAGGGCCACAGGGACCGUUUCCUGGAGCAGUUCAGAAAGUUGAAAGAUUUGUUCUAUCGCUCCAGCAACCUGCAGUACUUUAAACGGCUGAUUCAGAUCCCACAGCUCCCAGAGAAUCCUCCCAACUUUCUGCGGGCCUCGGCUCUUUCGGAGCACAUCAGUCCCGUGGUGGUCAUCCCGGCUGAGGCCUCGUCCCCAGACAGCGAGCCCAUCACCGAUCUAGUGGAGACAGACACAGCGUCACAACAGAGCUUGUUUGACAAUAAGUUUGAUGACAUCUUUGGCAGUUCGUUCAACGAUCCUUUCAACUUCAGCGGUCAGAAUGGGAUGAACAAGGAUGACAAGGACCGGUUGAUUGAGCAGCUGUACCAGGAGAUCAGUGCGCUGAAGGAGGAGCUGGAUAACUUCAAGGCAGAGAGCCAUCGCCUAGGGGUGCAGCUGAGGGGACGGAUCAGCGAGCUGGAGGCAGAGCUAGCGGAGCAGCAGCACCUCAAGCAGCAGGCCCUGGACGAGAGCGAUUUCCUGCGCACCGAGCUGGAGGAGCUGAAGAAGCAGUGGGAGGACACUGAGAAAGCACAGAGGAGCCUGACGGAGAUUGAGAGGAAGGCGCAGGCUAACGAGCAACGGUACACCAAGCUGAAGGAGAAGUACAGCGAGCUGGUGCAGAACCAUGCUGACCUGCUGCGCAAGAACGCAGAGGUCACCAAGCAGGUAACGGUAGCGAGACAGGCCCAAGGCGAUGUGGAGCGGGAGAAGAAAGAGUUAGAGGACUCCUUCCAGCGCGUGAGCGAGCAGGCCCAGAGGAAGACUCAGGAACAGGCAGAGGUCUUGGAAACCUUGAAGAGAGAGCUCACAGCCAGCAAGCAGGAGCUGCAAGCCCUACAAAGCACUCUGCAAUCCAGUUUGCAGUCGGAAGCAGAGCGUAGCACCAGGACAGUGGGCUUGGAGCAGGAGAGAGACACCCUGGUGGUGGCAGUGACCCAGCGCAGCCAGGAAGUGACGGCAUUGCAGGCCGAGCUGCAGCAGCUGAAGGACGCCCUGGACAGCGAGAAGGAGAGCAGCAGUAAAUCGCUGGAGACACUGCAGACCCGGCUGGGAGAGAAGGAGAGCCGUGAGCAAGCCCUCCAGCAGCGGCUCCUGGACGAGCAGUUUGCCUUGCUGCAGUGCACGGUGCAGGAGGCAGAGCAGAUGGUGCAGGACUCUCUGAACCGACUCGAUGACCCCGCCCACAUCAGCUGCACGAGCUCUGCAGAUUAUCUCCUGUGCAGAACGUUGGCUGCCUCCGACUGCAUAGAGCGGCUCCAGGGCGCGCAUGGCAAAUACCUUUCCAACCGCUCAGAUGUAAGCAGCCUGUUGCCAUGCGUGGCCCUGUUUGCCCAUCUCAUCAGCGACACCAUCUUGCAGGGCAGUGCCACCUCACACAUGGUCCCUAUGGAGCCUGCUGACCUGCUGUCGGAGAUGUGUAAGCAGUGCGGGAGCGAGGCCCUGCACUACCUUGGUGCCCUGAAAGACGAGGCUUCCCUGGGAGGCGCUGACUGCACUGCUGUCAGAAACUGCCUGAGCCGAAUCAGCGCCCUCGGAGAGGAGCUUCGGCCCAAAGGCCUGGACGUUGAGCAGGAGGAGCUGGGGGACCUGGUGGACAAGGAGAUGGCAGCUACGUCAGCAGCUGUCGAGACAGCAGUUGCCAGGAUAGAGGAUAUGCUCAGCAAGUCUCGGGCUGGGGACACCGGGGUCAAGCUGGAGGUCAAUGAGAGGAUUCUGGGCUCCUGCACAGACCUGAUGCAGGCUAUCCAGGUGCUAGUCCUGGCUUCUAAGGACCUCCAGAGGGAGAUUGUGGAGAGCGGAAGGGGCGCGGCUUCCCCCAAGGAGUUCUACGCCAGGAAUUCCCGCUGGACGGAGGGCCUGAUCUCCGCGUCCAAAGCCGUGGGCUGGGGAGCCACCGUCAUGGUUGACGCCGCUGACCUGGUGGUGCAAGGAAAAGGCAAAUUCGAGGAGCUGAUGGUGUGUUCUCAUGAGAUCGCGGCUAGCACUGCCCAGCUGGUGGCUGCCUCUAAGGUGAAAGCGGAUAAGGACAGUUCUAACCUGGCCAGGCUCCGGCAGGCAUCACGAGGAGUCAACCAGGCCACUGCCGGGGUGGUGGCCUCCACCAAGUCAGGGAAGUCUCAGAUUGAGGAGAAAGACAGUAUGGACUUCUCCAGCAUGACACUAACUCAGAUCAAGCGCCAGGAAAUGGACUCGCAGGUGCGAGUGUUGGAGCUGGAAAACCAGCUGCAGAAGGAGCGCCAGAAGCUGGGAGAACUCCGCAAGAAGCAUUAUAAGCUAGCGGGCGUGGCGGAGGGCUGGGAUGAGGACGCUGCAGAGUAGCUUCCCAUGCCUGAAUCAGCGACCGACGGGCACCCCUUCAGUUGGCCGUGACCCAGCUUGGUGCACCUCUUCCUGAAGAUACAAAUAAACCGGUGCAAAAUCCUCCUUGAAGCACAUGUCCUCUGCGUUCCCAAGGACCCUCCUCCAGCGCACCCGGCCGGGCAGCCGCCCCACCCUCCACUGGGCAAGUAGAAAGUGCGGAGGCUUGAAGUGCCCGGAGCAAGGCUCCCACAUGGCAGCGCCGGCUCCCCACGGCCACGGGACACAGACUCUGCCCGCGUGUUUAGUGCACUGCUUUGGGUCCCGACUGUAGGCCCUGGUUUGUUCUUGCACAGACUCUGAACCGAUUCUUCCUCGGCGACACGAGCCAGGACGCACCCUGUGCCCUGGCGACAGCAGCUCCGAUCUGGUGGGGGGGGCUAGGGCUUUCUGACCCCACUGUGCUUCGCCAGCCCCCCGCCAGACGGUGCCUGUGUCAGGCUGGGCAAGGCAUGGAAAUGCAGCCGAGCCGCUUCUCCUGCUGGCGAGGCCAGGCAGGCACUGGGCUUGGUGCUGGGCACACUGCCCUCCCCACCCCCACGCUCCUUCUCCCUCUCCCACUUGCUGUUCUAAGCUGGCCCUGUGCAGCCGAGAGCCCGUGGGGGGCGUGCUGCACCCGGGGGUGGACGACGAGUGCCUUUCACUGCUGGAAGAGGGCCAGCGGGCCACAAUAACACCUCAUCCGCGAGUGUCUUACUGCACUUGGAACGGGGCCGUCCCAGGGCAGCCGGCCUCCAGCUGCGGGGAGCUGCCAGCGGAGCCCCAGCACGCAGUCCAGGGAAGCCCUGGUCCCUUAAAGCCAUGUGUUAGACAGCCGCUGGGGGAUGGGCUGCGGAGACGCUCCCCCAAGCAGAGGGCAGCGCCCGCCCCUGAGCCCCCGGUGACUCGACCGGACGGCAUGGAAGAGGGUCUGCUGAGCUCCUCGCCUGGUCCUGGGAGCUGGCCCAGCCCCACCCCAGAGCAGGGAGCUGUCCCAGCCUGGUGCCUGGAGCAGAUCACUGUGUUAGUGCCAGCAAUAAACCACUGACAGGUGCUUGCCCCGGCACAAGCAGGAGGCGUCUCUGAGAUCCUGCUGCUCCGUCCCAGCCUCUGCCCUUGCCAGCGGGGAGAGUUACCCAGGCCGCCCCUGCGGGUAGUACGCGGAGCUGCCCCACCAGCUCUGAUCCCCGCCCAGUGGGAAGGGGCACUUGGACCCUGGCUCCUGGCAGCCUACACCCAGCUGCCAGUUCUCACUGAUCUGAGCAGCACGGCUGGUGCAGAUUGCAGCCGACUGGUGCUGGACUGACCCUCGGUGCCUUCCGGGGGCUGCUCUAGAAUUGGGAACAAGCACGGUCCCCUUCGCUGCCUCUCUGCCCUCCAUGCUGGCACACAGCUGGGCAUCGUCUGGGCACUGUGAGCCCGCGGGGGCAGCCCAUGGCCCGGGGAGCUGCUGUAGGGUUUGCUUGGGAAGCCAGGGAUGGGAGCAGAGCCGCGACCCCUGGGAACACCUCCCUUCCCUUCUAGACAGGGCAGAGGAGGCUGAAGCCGCUUGGUGGCCUGUAUCAUUUCACCCCUUUCGAGGCAGCGAAGCCAAAGGCAACCCGGGGUCCUUUCGGCUCCCCGCUGAACUCCUUGGGG